AUGACCAAUAGUGUCGGUCGUUGCACAAUCAGCUCCCACACCAAGCCUGAUAUUGCCAAGCGUCGAGCGGGAGACAAGAGAGAAAGCGCUCUGACCGGAAUCGAUAGUUGGGAUGGCCAGAAAUGUUUCAUGAUUGAGGCGGAGCAACAACACAUUGCACUAGUGCUCUCACGCUUCGAAGUCGCGCGCGUAAAAUAG
Plasmopara halstedii is the source of this 198-nucleotide messenger RNA. RefSeq lists its product as uncharacterized. NCBI's taxonomy places the organism in Eukaryota, Oomycota, Peronosporomycetes, Peronosporales, Peronosporaceae. The coding region runs from base 1 to 198 and encodes 65 amino acids. The record is from RefSeq and is a predicted model, not a curated record. The transcript has 2 exons.